AAGGAAGAUGGCGGUGCUGGCCAAGAGCUUGAGAUGUGUGUUGAGACCGUUGCUGCCUUUGGUUCAGAUUUGGGACCUCGACGCGCGGCGCUGGGUCCGGGCACUUCGACGAAGUCCUGUGAAAGUAAUGUUUCCAUCCGGAGAGGUGCUGGAGCGGAGGCGUCUUCCCAGGAAACAGCCCCACGAGUUAGCGUCCGAGGCCAAGUCCCAGGGGCAGAAACCUAAACCACCGCCUAAGAUGUCCUCAUCCCAGACACCUCGUUCCUGGGAAGAGACAGGGCUGCGCUACGAUAAGGCCUAUCCCGGCGACAAGAGGCUGAGUAAUGUGAUGACAAUAGUUAAGUCCAGACCAUUUCGGGAAAAGCAUGGGAAGAUCCUGCUGGAAGGUCAUAGGCUGAUUGUCGAUGCUCUCAAGGCUGGAGCUGUGCCCAGCGUUUUCUUUUUUAGCCGUCUGGAAUACAUCAAGGAGUUGCCAGUCGAUAAGCUGAAGGGUGUCAGCCUCAUUAAGGUGAAAUUUGAGGAUAUCAAGGAUUGGUCCGAUGUAGUAGCACCACAAGGAAUAAUGGGGAUUUUUGCCAAACCUGACCAUGUUAAGAUGACAUAUCCAGAGUCACAGGUUCACAACUCACUGCCAUUAUUGUUGAUUUGUGACAAUCUCCGUGACCCUGGGAACCUGGGGACAAUUCUGAGAUCUGCAGCAGGGGCAGGCUGCAGCAAAGUAUUGCUUACAAAAGGCUGUGUGGAUGCCUGGGAGCCAAAAGUGCUGCGGGCAGGCAUGGGGGCCCAUUUCCAGGUACCCAUUAUCAACAAUCUAGAAUGGGAAACAGUGUCCAAUUACUUGCCCCCAGACACUCGAGUCUAUGUGGCAGACAACUGUGGGCUCUAUGCCCAGGCGCAAAUAUCUAAUAAAGCCAAUGACCACAACAAAGGGGCUGAUCGGCGAUUCCUGAAAUUUCACAAGUAUGAAGAUGUAGACACUGGAACUGACAAAGACUGGCUCCCUGAACUGGAGGUCCAGAAUUAUGACAUGGACUGGACAGAAGCUCCAGCAGCUGUGGUGAUAGGUGGGGAGACCCAUGGUGUGAGUCUGGAGUCUCUCCAGUUGGCUGAAAGCACGGGGGGCAAGAGGCUGCUGAUUCCCGUCGCACCUGGAGUGGAUAGCUUGAACUCAGCCAUGGCUGCGAGCAUCCUGCUUUUCGAGGCGAAAAGGCAGCUGCGGAUAAGGGCAGAACUCAUGAGUAGGAAUAGGAGUUUCCACUGAGAGGGGCUUAGAAGUUCUCAGAUAAAGGAUGCCUCCAUCCCCUGCUUCCCCAUAUGCCUGAGGAGGCCUGCAGAGUUAGAAACUGGCUUCCUGGGCCACGUAAGGGGUGGAGAGAUGGAGGCAUUGCUGCCAUUAUACAAUGAAUGGGAAAAUAAGAAUUUCUAGUAGUUUCUGCUUUUCCUCAUAAGAUCACAUUUUUAAAAUUUUUUUUAUUUUUUGUGUGCUGGUACUGGGGCUUGAACUCAGGGCUUUUGACUUGUGAUUUGGCUUGGCUUCCUUGACCAAGGUUUGUGUUCUACCAUUUGUACCAUACCUCUACUUCUCUUAUGACAAUGGAAGAAAGAGUCUGAUAGACCCAAACUGGCUUUGAAACCUCAAUCUUAGAUCUCAGCCUUUUGAAUAGCUAGGAUUAUAGGUGUCGUGAGCUAUCAGUGACUGGCAGAAUUCUUAAGAUCUUCAUUUCCUCCAAUUUGGGGGUUAGGCUGUGUGUGUGUGUGCGUGCACACACACUAGAGGUGAUUUACAUAGCUAUGUGCCAGUUUAAUUUUGUCUAUUUGGAUUAAUUGGGGUGUGUGGUUCAACUGGUAGAGCACCUGCCUAGCAAGUGUAAGUCUCUGUUCAAACCCCAGUAUCCCCCCUCAAAAAAUUGUCUUAUUAAGGCUGGGGACAUAGCUCAAUUACAGCUGUGUGAAUCUCUAUGUUGUAUUACUAGCACCUGAGGAUGAGGAACAUUUGCCCAGAAAGUUCCUUAAGGUACUACCCUUAUAGAGUAAUGGUCAUCUUGGACCAGCUGGUUGGGGUGUAUUUUGGAUGAAGAAGUACUGGUUAUAGGUUAGCUGAGUUACCAUGUCUGAUCAUUGACCAAUGAGAAAUAAACUCCUGGGAAGUAUGGAACCAGCAGAUUGUAUUAAAAAUCAGAUUGUAUUAAAAAUGUUUCAUUUAA
Messenger RNA from Dipodomys spectabilis (banner-tailed kangaroo rat), 2204 nucleotides. RefSeq names its product mitochondrial rRNA methyltransferase 3 (gene Mrm3). Gene Ontology annotation, biological process: RNA processing. Bases 8 to 1261 code for a protein of 417 amino acids. The record is from RefSeq and is a predicted model, not a curated record. Gene Ontology annotation, molecular function: RNA binding; RNA methyltransferase activity. NCBI's taxonomy places the organism in Eukaryota, Metazoa, Chordata, Mammalia, Rodentia, Heteromyidae. The transcript has 4 exons.